GACGCGCUAUAAAAACGUGACUCGGUAUUUUAGUGUCAGUGGGGAUCCUUUGCAACCUUCGAGCCCCCAUAGCAGCAGCCGCACGGAUUCAGCCAUGGAAAAUAUUCCGCAAAGGACAUCGUUGCUUUGCACUUUAGGAAAGGGAAACAUGAUUUCUGAUCUUUUGAAGACAUUUUUUCAUCGGUUUGUGGACUGCUGAGAGUAUCUGUGGAUAUCUGUCUGACAAGGAAAACUAUCUUUUGGAUGUUCAGCUGAACUGAGAAGGAUAUAACAGCUAUGUAGUGCCUCCCUUAACUAUGGACCUCAUGACCCUUAGAGUUCAGUGAUGUUAGCUUUGAGCCACUACAACUCCUCCACCUCCCCGCUGCUCCCUCGUUUCUCAAAUGACAGUGGAGGAAAGGUGGAGGCCAGGGUGACUGUUGAGGAGCUGUCACAGCAGGAAAACUUCACCUUGGUGCAGCCCACCACCAGCGGUGUCAUAGUCGUCGUAUUGUCCAUGACGCUGGGCAUCAUCUCCAACAUUGUGGCUCUCUUUAUCCUGGCUAAUGCCUACUCCCUCCAACGCCGGCGCUCCAAAGCCACAUUCCUUCUCUUUGCCACUUCACUCGUGGUCACAGAUUUCAUCGGCCACGUGAUCCCUGGUGCCCUGGUUCUCCGACUCUACCUCCAUGGAGGUGUGCGCCCAGAGGACUACAACUCUUCUGAUGGCAUGUGCCAGUUCCUGGGUGGCAGCAUGGUGUUCUUCGGCCUGUGCCCGCUCUUCAUGGGCUGCGCCAUGGCUGCCGAGCGCUGCCUGGGUGUCACUAAGCCUCUGCUGCACUCAUCCCUGGUCACCAAAACCCGCACAAAGAUCUGCCUGUCUGUCAUCUGGCUGGCAGCUCUGGGUGUGGCCCUGCUACCCUGCUUUCAGCUGGGCUCUUAUGCCUACCAGGACCCAGGGACGUGGUGUUUCAUUAAAGUGCUCAGUGACACUGAGGGGGUGGAUGUGGUGUUUGUGAUGCUGUUCUCUGGACUUGGUCUGACCUCGCUAGCUGUGGCUCUGGUGUGUAACACCAUCAGUGGACUGACGCUGGUGCUCGCCCGGCUCAGGAGGCAGCCCGGCUCCCAUCACUCCGCCAAGUCCCACGACAUUGAGAUGGUGGUGCAGCUGGUCGGCAUCAUGGUCACCUCAUGUAUCUGCUGGAGCCCUCUGCUGAUCUUUGGCCUGAUGUCCGUGAUCCACUCCUACACAGGAUCCAUCGGGGAUGACCUGUCCAACUAUAAAACCCUGAUGGUAAUGGCCGUGAGGCUGGCCACGUGGAACCAGAUUCUCGACCCCUGGGUCUACAUCCUGCUGCGCCGCACUGUCCUCCGCAAAAUCUACCUCAUCGCUAAGUGCCAGGUGGGCCUGAGGGGUAACAUAGUGGGCCGCUGGGAGCCCUCCUCUUUUCAAAGCUCAGAGAAGAAGGAAGUCGACCAAGUGUGAGCUGAGAAGAGGACUUAUAUUAACACUUUAUGUACUUUGUCACCAGGUUAAUGAACACAUGAAGAACUGGGCAUGCAGAGACAUUUAGAUGGAGAUGCCCAGAUAGCAGCAGGUGGAAAGAACAAACUUUUGUGGCUGUGAUGGUGGAGCAGACCAGUUUAGUUAAGUUUGACAUUUCUCGGCUGGUCCACUUAAGAAAUGGACUCAGUCAAAAAUGUUUCCUUCAUACUAGUUCAUUGUCUGUCCUUACAAAUGGAAGCUAGCUAAUGCUGUGAUUUUGCACAAAAUAUCAUAAACUCCAUGUUGUUUACUUAUAAUAAGUGGACAUUCCUUAUUAUUGUUAUACUCUUGUUUGGAAACUCAUAACAACAAACAGCGAAAGAUGCAGGAUAUGAAUGCAGUAUUAACCACACUGCAGAGGGCUGCAGGAAUUGUAUUUACAGAAUAUUAUUUGAUUUAAUUUCUCAACCUCAUUUUCACCAGCUUUGAAAGUAAAAAAAAAACAAAAAAACAUGCACAAUGACUUGCUCUUAGAUAAAUGUGUAAGAAUUAAGCCGUAUCAGUGUAACCAUCAGAGGGAGCUCCAGAGUAAACCCAGAAGUACAGUAUUUAGAGUGCAUUUUGUAGUGUUAAGUAUCCUACUGAAUGUAUUUCAUAAAGGAAUGUCAAUAUUCAAAUACUGUUGAGUUUAUGAAUGUUUAAGUUUAAAUAUGCUUUCCAUGUGUUUAUACAGUGCUUCAUGUGAAAUAAUGUAAGAUUUUAUAAGUUAAUACUUGAACUGUACCCUCAAUUUACUGAGGAGAUGUAAAGAACUCUGAAUGUAAAUAAAACAAUGCAAUGUGAAGUGUA
This is a messenger RNA of Lates calcarifer (barramundi perch), 2314 nucleotides long. RefSeq names its product prostaglandin E receptor 1a (subtype EP1) (gene ptger1a). The coding region runs from base 326 to 1465 and encodes 379 amino acids. Gene Ontology annotation, molecular function: prostaglandin E receptor activity; thromboxane receptor activity. The record is from RefSeq and is a predicted model, not a curated record. The transcript is spliced from 3 exons. Gene Ontology annotation, cellular component: plasma membrane. NCBI's taxonomy places the organism in Eukaryota, Metazoa, Chordata, Actinopteri, Centropomidae. Gene Ontology annotation, biological process: adenylate cyclase-activating G protein-coupled receptor signaling pathway; positive regulation of cytosolic calcium ion concentration; inflammatory response.